Cooperia oncophora is the source of this 231-nucleotide messenger RNA. The record is from the annotation of a GenBank genome assembly. Lineage: Eukaryota; Metazoa; Nematoda; Chromadorea; Rhabditida; Trichostrongylidae.
AUGGAAAACAUUGAAGAAGAUGCUGUAGAAAACACUGUCGAUAAGGACGUCGCCUUGGAAGAGGACUUGGAAGACGCUGACGGAGAUGUGGAUGAAAGUUGUACUCCGAACGCUGAAAUUGAAGAACCGCUUAGUUUAGCUGUCACGGUGAAAGUCACCGGAUCGAAGACUGUUUCUGACUCUGGAGGUGCUGAAGAUGCGAAUACUUCAAAUGUCGACAUGUUUGAAUGA